Polyodon spathula (Mississippi paddlefish) is the source of this 3683-nucleotide messenger RNA. RefSeq names its product semaphorin-4E-like. The coding region runs from base 485 to 2935 and encodes 816 amino acids. Gene Ontology annotation, molecular function: chemorepellent activity; semaphorin receptor binding. The transcript has 16 exons. The record is from RefSeq and is a predicted model, not a curated record. Lineage: Eukaryota; Metazoa; Chordata; Actinopteri; Acipenseriformes; Polyodontidae. Gene Ontology annotation, biological process: neural crest cell migration; semaphorin-plexin signaling pathway; positive regulation of cell migration.
GAGACUCGGCUCAGGUAGCCGAUAGUACACUGGGAGCUUAAAGCGCUCUGGGAAAUAUUGUGUAAUAAAAGUCUUUUUUUCUUCUUCUUCGACUUCAGUUUUUGUUAACUCAGUCACUUUUCUUUAAACUCUUUCCCGACUUAUUACGGAGACACGUGUAAGCAGACAUGGACUGGUAACAGAAUGUUUGAAGACUAGCCUCCAGUUUGUCUAAAAGAUAAUGGCGGCAGGGAUCUUGCACCAGCUUGUACAGUUUAAAACAAGAAGUUUUCUAUCCCGGCUCUAAAUGUGUGGCACUACUGCUAUGGAUUUUCAGAAGAGGUUUUCAAGAGGUUGCAGGCCUCUGCACCAGAGACUGACUCCGACCUAAGACUGGGGUGGGGGAAACUGAUAAGAGCCUCUUUCUUUGAACAUGCUUGCCAGUACUGGCACUUCAUCUGAUUUUAACUUUUUUAAAGUGUACAUAAAGACUUGAAAGUUGAAAAUGUUUGGCAGUACUGUGCUGGCAGCUGUGCUCUGCUUGCUACUGUGUGGAUUGAAUCGAAGGCUCGACGCCUCUGUGUUGAACUGCAUCCCCAGGAAAAGUGUGCUCCACCAAAGUGGCAGCAUUAAAACUUUUGAAGAGGAAGGAUUCUUCAAUUAUUCGACCAUGCUGGUUAGAGAAGACAUUAACACUCUGCUUGUGGGAGCCAGGGAAGCCGUGUAUGCCCUUAACAUGGAUGAUAUAUCUGAGAGAAUAUCUGCUGUUUACUGGCCAGUUCCGGAGAGCAAACAGCAAGAAUGUACGAACAAAGGAAAAAACAAAGCUACAGAAUGUCGGAACUACAUUCGUACCCUUAACAAAAUAGGUGAUGCCAAAAUGUAUGUUUGUGGGACAAAUGCCUUCAGUCCUACCUGUGCCUAUAUGACUUUCAAUAAAGGACAGUUGCUGCUUGAAAACAAUUCUGAAGAGAGUAAGGGCAAGUGUCCUUUUGACCCCUUCCAGAGGUACGCCUCAGUUAUGGUUGAAGGUGAUCUCUACGCUGCAACUUCCAUCAAUUUCCUGGGCUCAGAACCAGUGUUCAUACGCAAUUCAGGAAACUCCCUCAGGACCGAAUUCAAGGCCUCCUGGCUCAAUGAACCCAACUUCAUUUACAUGGACAUGGUGAAGGAGAGCCAGAAUAACGCAGUUGGAGACGAUGAUAAAGUGUACCUGUUCUUCAGUGAAACUGCUGUGGAGUACGACUUCUACAACAAGCUGCUGGUGUCCAGGGUUGCUCGUGUGUGCAAGGGUGAUCUAGGAGGCCAGAGGACGCUGCAGAAGAAAUGGACGACCUUCUUAAAAGCCAGCCUGGUCUGUUCUGUCCUGGAGCUGAACCUGCAGCUCAUCAUCCAGGACAUGUUUGUAUUGAAGUCGAAGGACUGGAGAGAGACCAUCUUCUAUGGCGUGUUCAUCCCGCAGUCGGGAGCGUUGGACAUCUCUGCAGUGUGUGCGUACACCAUGACCACGGUUCAGGAUGUUUUCUCCAAGGGAAAAUACAAAGCUCCCGUCACAGUGGAGUCCUCUCAUGUGAAAUGGGUGAUGUACAGCGGGGAGGUGCCUGUGCCCAGGCCUGGGGCAUGUAUUAAUAACCAGGCAAGAGCUAUGGGUAUCAACCGCUCCCUCGACCUGCCUGACAAAACGUUGCAGUUUGUAAGAGACCAUCCUUUGAUGGAUGAUUCAGUGACCCCCAUCGGUGGCCAGCCCAGACUGGUGAAGAGGGGGUCCCGGUUCAGCAGGAUCGUAGUGGACAGAGUCACAGCACUGGAUGGCAAAGCAUACGACGUCAUGUUCAUCGGAACAGAGAAUGGGUUCCUGCAGAAAGCUGUGAACUUUGACAGGGAGAUGUUUAUUAUUGAAGAGGUCCAGCUUUUUCAACCACCUGAGCCAGUCCAGAGUCUUACUCUUUCUUCUAAAAAGGGUCAGGUCUAUGCCGGGUCCUUGUCCCGCGUAGUGCAGAUGCCUUUCUCUGUGUGCAGACGGUACGAGACGUGUCUGGAUUGUGUGCUAGCAAGGGAUCCAUACUGUGCAUGGGACCUGGCUGUGAAUCAGUGUGCUGCUAUCGCUGAUAGGACUGCUGAUCCACAGAACUUGAUCCAGAGUGUAGAAAAAGGAGAUGCCUCUAGCUGCCCAGAGCUCGGAAACAUCAAAACAAAAAAGCGCACAUUUAUUCCUGGGACUAACGUUCAGCUCAAAUGCAGCCCCAUGUCAAACCUGGCGCAAAUCCACUGGACUCUGAACGGGAGCUCCAUUCAGCUGAGGAACUCGAAGUACUACGCCUACGACGGCGGGAUUCUUCUGUUCAAUGUGGCAGUAGCGGACGCGGGACAGUACACCUGUCAGUCUUUGGAGCAAGCGAAUGGGAAGCAAUACCAGCUGACGAUGGCCGUUUACAACUUAGAACCAGAGCAGAGCGAGGGGCAGAACACUGAGAUUUCAGUGACCACCCAGUCCCCCGGAAUCACCAGUGUCACGUCCACGGCGCCAAUAGUUCCAGACGUAUGGAACCCGAAAAUAAUGCUGCAGACGGACGACAAAACUGUGCUGGUUUGGAAGAUUUUAGUUGGCAUUUUAGCAUGCCUGCUGGUUUGUUUGCUGACUUGGAACUUGUGCAAGGGACACUUGCCGCUGCCUUGCGUGAAGCUGAAGAAGGAGCCGUCGGCCGCUACGCCGAGGAUGGUGCAGACCGGCGGUGUGGACACCACAGUGCACCAGGUCUCCUUCAAUGCCGGAGGAACCUUUGAGGCAUCCCCUCUGGUUAAUAACUGCCAGACGGGAAUGGGUGUGAACAGAAGGGUUACCAACAACAAUAACGCUGGUCGACAACGCAAGGACCAUGUGGACUCUUUCAUUGUACCUUCAAUGUUAUUGGGAGUGGAUGACUUCAAAUAUAUUGAUGAGGAAUCUGAAAUUUGAUUGGGUUUGUUUUUUUUUUUUUGUUUUUUUACUAAGGCAGCUAACUUUUUUUUCUCCUUGAUUUCUUAUUUGGUACUUCCCAAAAGUUUUUUUUUUUUUUUUUAAUUAAUGUUUUUAAAUUCUGUUGGCUGUCCAAGUGAUGAUAUUGCCUUGUAUUUUAGAUCAGCAAUGUGUUGGUUUUAAUGUUCAGGAUAGUUUCAUUGGACGACCUAAAAUGUUACUGAAAACAAAUCUGAUCGCUUGCAGUUGUGACUGUUGAAUUUUUUUUUCUUUGAUUUUGAUUGUGCAUCAUGUGGUGCCUCAUAACUGGAAUCGGUGCAGUUUUCUUUCAAGAACAUUUCCUCGGAUUGAGUCGUAGAUUUUUUCCCAACUGUGGUAUUCUCUUCCUGGAUGAUUGCUUAGCUUUUAGUUUCAUUGCUGUUGUCUUUCAUACUUUUACAUUUGUGUUUUGUAAUUCUAUGUACAUAGUUGAAACAAUCUUAAACUAUGUUUCAGUUGCUGUUAAAAACUAGUAAAUUUUCAGAAUGUGUUUGUUUUUUUUUUGUUUUUUUUUAAAGCUAAAACAAGUGUGCAGUAAUGAAAUAUUAUAAUAGAUUUUUUUUUUUUUUUUUUUUUUUUAACCCUGCAUAUGAUUUUUUCACUACAAAAUAAUUCAGAUUUUCAGUUGUAAAAAAAAAAAAAAAAAAGUUUUGGUACUGUCCAGUGAUCCUUGUUUUAAGAACUUUUAAAAUAAAUUAAAGUCACUUCC